UAGUGUGAAAGGAAACCAAGAUGAUAAGGCCAACAGGGAGCGCACAUGUUUAAAGAAACGUCUCACAAAAUCCAGAGCGAUACUUCAUUCCUUAGGAACGCCCCUCUAUCCUGUUUGCAGAAAUCUUCCAAUAAGCACCAACUGCUGGCGAUAUGAAGACUGCUCUGUUUGUCUUUAGUAUGAUCGUCUUCAUUUCAUCCUGCAUGUCCCGUUGCCCGCUGGGAAGAAAAGCAAUUGUGGUCCACGAAUGUGUCCGGCAACUACAAGCCAACUUUGGGGACGCUGCGGAUAUCUCGAAGCUGGACAAGACGGAUAUUUUACAAAGAAGGCUCGGAUGCUGCAUCAUCGAGAGCCUGGAGAAAUGCUAUCGUGAGAAACUCACAGGAGCCUGUUCGGCGACCGCGGACUCGAUGGCCAGCAAUACGAAGAAGGUUAUGGUCGAAAAGUUCGCUCCGUGCAACUUUAACUGCCACGCCGUUGGCAGGGGCCGCGGAGAUACUCCGAUUGUUUCCGUGCACCAUAAGUGACUCAUUCUUGCGACACCGGCACCAAAGAAUAACAAUGUAAAAGUUACGAAAUGGGCCGGUUGGUACAUAUUAAGAAGAGGUGACGACGGAGAAACAAGAACAACAUUUCUGUCGUCACGUCUUCAGUUCAAUAAAGGUGUAGUUUAGUUUCCUA
Messenger RNA from Ornithodoros turicata, 681 nucleotides. RefSeq lists its product as uncharacterized. The transcript is spliced from 4 exons. The coding region runs from base 153 to 527 and encodes 124 amino acids. The record is from RefSeq and is a predicted model, not a curated record. Lineage: Eukaryota; Metazoa; Arthropoda; Arachnida; Ixodida; Argasidae.